Messenger RNA from Lotus japonicus, 1510 nucleotides. Its product is annotated as transcription factor MYB1-like. Gene Ontology annotation, molecular function: DNA-binding transcription factor activity, RNA polymerase II-specific; RNA polymerase II cis-regulatory region sequence-specific DNA binding. Lineage: Eukaryota; Viridiplantae; Streptophyta; Magnoliopsida; Fabales; Fabaceae. Gene Ontology annotation, cellular component: nucleus. The transcript has 2 exons. The record is from RefSeq and is a predicted model, not a curated record. Gene Ontology annotation, biological process: regulation of DNA-templated transcription. The coding region runs from base 58 to 1266 and encodes 402 amino acids.
GUGUGCCCCAAUCGGCAUUGCAGUUAGUUACAGAGAACUGAACAACCAACAACCGCCAUGACCGAAGUGGACCCCACCGCCGCACCAACCACCGCUGCCAAUGAACUCCUCGCCACCGCCGACGAAGCAAAGACUUCCGCCGUCGCUGGAGGAGAACGAGGCGAGGGGUCGGAACUAGGGGGCGGCGAGGUGGAGGCGUCGGAUGUCGGCGAGGGUAGCGGCGCCGGGAGAGUGAGGGGACCUUGGUCGCCGGAGGAGGAUACGGUGCUGAGUCAGUUGGUGGCGCAGUUUGGGGCGAGGAAUUGGAGCAUGAUCGCGCGGGGGAUUCCCGGGAGGUCCGGGAAGUCGUGCCGGCUCCGGUGGUGUAAUCAGCUUGACCCUUGCGUGAAACGGAAGCCCUUUACUGAGGAAGAGGACAGGCUCAUAAUUUCAGCCCAUGCAAUCCAUGGAAACAGAUGGGCAGCAAUUGCCAGGCUCCUUCCAGGUAGAACAGAUAAUGCUAUCAAGAAUCACUGGAAUUCGACCCUAAGGCGCAGGUGCAUGGGACUGGGAAUACACGUCUCAUCAUAUGCUGAUACGAUGGGAGGAUACAGUAGCUUUGAGAAAACAAAAGCAUCCUCUGAAGAAACCAUGUCAAUUGGAGAUAUCAAUUCUAUGAAUCCUCCAGAAGUCAGGAAUGUCAUGACAAAUAAUGAAAUCAGACAGUAUGAAAAUAAACAUCCACAAAAAGAUGGUGCUGAAGUGGAGGGGCAUCCAACCCUUUAUCGACCAAAAUCACGUCUCAGUGCAUUCAGUGUUUAUAAUCCUCUUGGCAAGCCAACAACUGAAUCAACUCCAAAGAUCUUCCCGAGGCAGGGUCCUUUGUUCCAACCCCUGAUACCAGACGCAGGCACCUGUAAAUUAUUUGAUGGUGUUGGAUGUGAGCCCAUGGUUCCAUCGCAAUGUGGUCAUGGCUGCUGUUCAUCAGAAUUGAGGGGAAGCCAUGCUCAUGAUUCACUAUUAGGUCCUGAGUUUGUUGACUAUUUGGAGCCUCCCUCUUUCUCAAGUGAUGAAUUGAUUUCGAUAACUACAGACUUAAACAACAUGGCUUGGAUCAAGAGUGGCCUUGAGAAUGUUGGUGCUGGAGUAACUGAAAAUACUACUAACUUGACAGCAUCCAAUGGCUACAUGCAAUUUGAAAAUGGAAGCGGCAAGUUUUUGGGUGCUAUGCAAAUGCAAUCUGCAACGAUGCCUCAACAACAUUUCGCAAUGCCUGCAGAAGUUUGACGCGAACCUAAGCUUCCCUCAAGUAGGUUUCGAUCUUCGUUUUGAGGCAUUUUGUGGUGGGUGGAUAUAUGGUAGAUGGUUUUAGUUUGUUUCAUUACAGUCAAUCUCAGAGUGGGGGCGUCAACCUAAUUGAGUGAAUAGCCCUUUGCGGCUUUUUUGUUCCUGUUAGGAUUUAUGAUAGUUUUUUUAAGGACAUCUUGAUAACUCACAUUUGAAAAUAUAUAUGCCAAUUCGAUCUAGUGAA